This is a messenger RNA of Peromyscus leucopus (white-footed mouse), 1923 nucleotides long. It is a transcript of the gene Xtbd1, whose product is annotated as CDKN2A interacting protein N-terminal like. The coding region runs from base 56 to 406 and encodes 116 amino acids. Lineage: Eukaryota; Metazoa; Chordata; Mammalia; Rodentia; Cricetidae. The transcript has 3 exons. The record is from RefSeq and is a predicted model, not a curated record.
GUGUCGGGAAGGCGGCGGGCUAGUGCCACCUUCGGUGGCGGCGGCGGCGGGAGCUAUGGUGGGUGGCGAGGCUGCCGCCUCAGUGGAGGAGCUCGUUUCCGGGGUGCGGCAGGCGGCCGACUUCGCCGAGCAGUUCCGCUCCUACUCGGAGAGCGAGAAGCAAUGGAAAGCGCGCAUGGAGUUCAUCCUGCGCCACCUGCCUGACUACCGAGACCCACCCGACGGCGGCGGCCGCCUGGACCAGCUGCUGUCCCUAUCCAUGGUCUGGGCCAACCACCUCUUCCUGGGUUGCAGUUACAAUAAAGACCUUCUGGACAAGGUGAUGGAAAUGGCUGAUGGGAUUGAAGUGGAAGACCUGCCACAGUUUACAACCAGAAGUGAAUUAAUGAAAAAGCAUCAGAUCUAAGGCCACAUUGCCACCCCUAGGGACAGGCUUAGAAAGGAGGCCGGGGUGGAGGUGACUGAACCGUGGCAGCUCUUGAAUUCCUGGUGUUUGCAUCCUGGAAGCAGCUGGAAUGGAAAGGAAUGUGUCUACAAGGGCUCCAAAGAAGUCUUGGUUUUUCCAGAAGCUGUUGCUGUAAAAAUACAUAUGCAUAUUUAUGAAUGGCGAACUCUCCGAAAUUCCAUCAGCUUCGUCCAAGCCAAAACUUUGUUUGAAAUGCCUUUUAUGUUGUUAUAAUAAUGACAGGUGAUGAAUUUUAUAAUUUGAUGUUUUUAGCAGAGUGCUUUUAAAUGUAAUUCUGGUUUUUGCCUCACCCCACCCAUUUUUGUCCUGAGGUAAGCCAGAUUCUCCUUAUUUCUAUCUGAACCCACUCUAUACUUGUACCUCACUGCCGAUGGCCACCGAAGGACUGUGCGCUAACCAACUGAUCAUCAGAGCACCCCCACUGCUGGGCUCUCAGAUCUUUGUGUAGGAAAUGGGAGUCAUGCUGUAGGCCUGAAGUAGCUGAGCUAGCUCAUAGAAGGAGGAAGCUCACACAAAAUCAUCUGGCCUCAUUUUACAGUUCACUGAGGGCCGGAGAUGUAGCUCAGUGGGAGAGCGCUUGCUUAGCAUCUUGAGAUCCUGGCUUGGUCCCCAGUGUUGUAGAGAGAGAGAAAUAGCUAGUCAGAUGAAAAAUGCCUGCAAGUUGAUACAGCUUUGUUCAGCCGGCUAGCUGAUUUCUAGACUCGAGGUCUCCUAGGCUGCUCACAUGCCUGCAUUCUCUUUGUUUCUAGAAGGCUUUCAGACUUGAACUGCCUUGCACAUCGCCUCUAGAUUGUAGUCUUGCUUUGCUCUGAGAUGUAUUGAUAUUCCACCUGAGAGCUGAUCUGUCUGUUCUGAACCCCCUUCCAGUUCCUUCUACUUAGUCUCCCCAUCAGGUAAAUGCCCGAACUGUGGGCAGCAGUGGAGCAGUGUACCACGGCAGGACUCAUCAAUGGCAGGCCCAUUAUGGUCAGUAAGACAGUGGAGUCUGCCUUGGCUUUAUCUUCUGGAUACAGGAAAUUAGACACCCAGAAGCUGGGGCCAGUGAUGUCUGGUGUCAGAUCAGUGGGACGACAUUCUUGUUGGUGGCUUGAGAUGAAGGCCACAUCUUUGUGUGGUUCCUAACUCCAGUCCCCAGUGACCAGGAUAGAUCAGGAGUCAAGAUCAUUGAUCUGCAACCUUGGACAAACUCCCCCAGGCAAUGGAGGUCAGGUCGCCAGUUACAGAGGCCUUGGCAAGGUAGUGACUGAUAGAGCUGAGCUCUGUACUCACUGAGACUUAGCUUUAUCUCCUCCUCAAAUGCAUCCUUGCCCUCUUCCCAUUCUAAUCAUUUGUCAGAUUUGUGAGGCUUAAAACAAAAUGAACAAUUGUGAUGGUUCACUUUAAAAUGCACUUUCCAUAGCUCGGUGAUUUUAUUUUCUGUGUACAACCCCCAAUAAAACAGCUUUCCAUUAAAUGAA